Molecule: messenger RNA, 1056 nt
Organism: Durusdinium trenchii
Lineage: Eukaryota; Dinophyceae; Suessiales; Symbiodiniaceae
Source: the annotation of a GenBank genome assembly
AUGGCCUUCGCCAGCCCAGCCCCCGGCAUAGGCCCUUUCAUGGGCACUCAUCAGGCUGGGCUGGGAAGCGACGACUCGCACCCGAGGCCGGAUGGGGUGAGUGGUGCCCAUUCUUCCUUCCGACCAGCACCGCGCACCGCGCACUGGCAGGUCACCCAGCGCCGCAGGUCGCCGCUGCAGCUUCGCUUGCCAGAGACCCUGCGAAGCGGAGAUGAUGGCCAGCUCCGAGUGCUCUUCUUGAUGGGCCUUCCAGGCGCUGGAAAGAGCACGGUGAAGCGUCAGCGCUUGAGACCCGAUGACCUGGAUAUCGAGCCGGAUCAGAUGAAACGACGUCAUCACCUCUUCUCUGAAGACAUGGGCGAGGAGACCGACGAGGAGGUCCAUUGUUGGAGUGUGAGGCGCUCGGUGGACGCCUUCGAGGAUGCCGUCCGGCGCCGAAGGCGCAGCAUCCUCUUUGACUCGAGUGGCUCCAACGCGUCGUGGCUCCAACGGCGCAUUGAGCUGGCACAGCGCAAAGGCUAUGUCACUGAACUUUUGUGGGUGGAUGUGCCUGUGGAGAUUGCCCUCUAUCGCAACCGGGGUCGCGGCUUUCAGAACAACCGCCGGGGCCAGUUCUGCCCAGAACACAUCAUUCUGAACAAGGCCAAGGUCUUGGAACGGAGUUUUCAGGAGCUGAGCCGGUACGUGUGCGUGGCCGAGCGCAUGAAGAACUGGUGCGAAGGCUCGUAUGAGCUGGAGGAAGCCAAAGAGGAUCUCUACCUCUACCCCGCGCCCCGCACGCGGCCUCCCGCGCUCCGACCGGGCAUGAAGCACUACGGCGAGGCGCCGGACGGCGCUCGCCCGCCCUCGCCCUCGGCGGGAUCCCGGCGGAAGCUGCAGAUCGGGCCGUGGAAGCGCAACGACGAGGUCACCCAAAAAAAAGAAUGCCAGGUUAGCCUGGAUGGACCACACAUACCAUGGCGAUCGGGAGUACUAUGUAGACAAGCACGUCUUGGGCAGUCGGGACAUCUUACUGGAGCGAAACAAGUUCCCUUAUCAGCUGCCGCCGGGCGCUGA